AUGCAACAUAAUAGCUAUAAUAAUAGUAACAAUAAUAAUCAACUAUCAACAACAAAUUCAUCAUCAUCAUCAUCAUCAUCACAACAAACAACAAAUAUACAGUCAAAUUCACAACAACAACAAAAUGAUUUAUUAAAAAUUAAAAGAGGGUUUAAAUUAACUCAUCAAAAGUUAGUUUUAGAUAUUGAUUUAGAUAGAAAAUCAAUUGAAGGUUAUACAGAAAUAAUUAUACAACCACAAACUAGAAGAUUAAGAGUUGAUAAGAUUAGAUUGAAUUGUAGACAAUGUUUUGUAACAAAAUGUGAAGUUAAUCAAGUUGAAACACCAUUUUCAAUGAAAAACUAUUUAGAAACUAUCGUUGCAAACCCAGAGAUUAGAGAUAUGAAUAACUAUCAAGCCUAUACAAAAGCAGCAUUACAUUCUUCUGAUGAAGGUGAGCUUUUUAUUGAUGUACCACCUUCUGUUCAAUUUUUUGAAGGUAUUUCAAUAACAGAACAACAACAACAAAGAAAUAUUAUACAAUUUUCACCAUUAGUUAUAAAAAUUUAUUUUAGAUUAGUAAAUCCAAUAUCAUCAUUACAAUUUAUAUUACCAGAUUCAGAAGAGUAUCCAUUAAGAAAACCACAUAUGUUUACAUAUAGUCAACCAGAUGGUGCUAGAAUGUGGUUUCCAAGUGUUGAUCAAAUCAAUGAAAAGUGUACUUGGGAAUUGGAUUUAACGGCAAAUUCCAAUUUGGUAGUGGUUGCAACUGGUCAAUUAUUGGAGAAAGUUUGUAAUGAAGAUGAGACAAAGAAUACAUUUAUCUAUCGACAAGAUAUACCUACCUCUGCAAAUGCAAUUGGAUUUUGUGUUGGUCCAUUUGAAAUCUAUCCAGACCCUUAUUUACCAAAUGUAACUCAUUUUUGUUUACCACAUAAAUUGACAGAGUUGAAACAUUCCGUUCAUUUCUUUCAUCAAAUUUAUCAAUUCUAUGAAGAGUAUUUAGGUGCAUCAUUUCCAUAUAGUUCUUAUAAACAAGUGUUUGUUGAGGAUACUUUACAACCUGCAAGUAGUUAUGCAACAUUGUCAAUUCUAAAUAGUCAUUUAUUACAUGGUCCCACUAUUAUCGACCAAACUUUUGAAACUAGAAAACUCAUUGCCAAAGCGUUAACUCUUCAAUGGUUUGGUUUAUACCUUUCACCAAAGACUUGGUCCGAUGCUUGGUUAUUCCUAGGUUUAUCAGGUUAUUUAGCUUCACAAUUUACAAAGAAACAUUUUGGUUUAAAUGAAUAUAGAUAUAAUCUAGUUAAAGAGGAAGAAUUUGUUUGUAAUGCUGAUAAUGGUACUUAUCCACCACUUUAUCAUGAAAGUUAUUGUCAACCAAUUGAUAUGUAUUCAGAAUUAGCACAACGUAAAUCACCUUUAGUAAUUUAUAUGAUUGAAAAAAGAAUAUCUGAAGAAGGUUUACGUAAAGUUAUAAAUAGUCUUUUAAAUAUUUCAAUUUCUUCUUUAUUAUCAUCAUCAUCAUCAUCAUCAUCAAAUAAUAAUAAUGGUAUUAAUCCAAAUGUAAAUAAUCAAAAUCAAAAUCAAAAUCUUUCAUUAAAUGGUGGUAAUUUAAAUCAAAAUGAUCAAUUAACAACAUCAACAUCAACAUCAACAUCAUCAACAACAACAACAAUAACAACAACAAUAACAACAACAACAACAGGCGAUAAUAAUAAUAAUAAUGGUUUAGUUGGACAAAAUUCAUCAAAUCAAAAUAUUGAAACAAUGAUUCAAACAAAGAAAUUUUUAAAAUUAAUUAAAUCAAUGACAGGUCAUGAUUUAAAACAUUUUUCAGAGAAAUGGAUUUAUGGUAGAGGUUCACCAAAUUUAAUUUGUGGAUUCAAUUUUAAUAGAAAGAAAUUUAUGACAGAGUUUGCAUUGAAACAAGUAUUGAAUAGACCAGAGGAUAAAAUUUCUGGUACACUUAUGAUUAGAAUAGUCGAAUUGGAUGGAUCAUUUGAACAGGUUAUCAAUUUCGAAGAUGAUAUGUUUGAAUAUGAUUUUCCUUGUCAUUCAAGAUGUAGAAAAACAAAGAAAAAAAAGUUACUCUCUGAAGAUGGUGAAGAGAUGGAGAUUGAUUUAUCACAAAAGAGAGAGACACCAUUGCUUUGGUUUAGGAUCGAUCCAGAGUUGGAGUGGAUUCAUAGAAUUACAUUUCGUCAACCAGAAUAUAUGUGGAUACAUCAGUUGGAAUUGGAUAGAGAUGUAAUCGCUCAAAUGGAGGCUAUUAAAGGUUUAAAAGAUUAUAUUAGUUUUAAUUCAGUUCGUGCGGUUUUUAAAUUCAUUCAAAAUUCUCGUUAUUUCUAUAGAGUACGUUGUGAUGCUGCAAUGUUACUCUCGAAACUAUCGACAAAGGAAACCAAUUUCGAAGGUUUAAAUGUAUUGGUAUCCUAUUUCAAAGGUUUAUUCUUUGAUCGUGAUAGUAAUCAAUUGAAGCCAAAUUCAUUCAAAGAUUUCAAUUCUUAUUUCAUGCAAAAAUCAAUACCGCUAUCAAUUUCAUUAAUCAAAGAUAAGGAAGGUAGAACUCCAAUCGAAUGUAUAGAAUUCUUAAUUGAACUUUUAAAAGAUAAUGACAACUCUUUGAAUACCUACUCUGAUUGUUAUUAUUUGGAGGCUUUGUUAUCGGCUUUUUCAAAUAUUCAUACCACCAAUGAAUUGUUAUUAAAGAAAAUAAAGAAACAAGUUGCAAGAUAUUUAAAGUACGAUCAACUCUAUCCAUCCUAUAGAAAUUGUGUUACCAUUGGUUGUUUGAAAGCUUAUUGUCAACUCUAUUCAAUUAAAAACUCAAAAGACGAUUUGGAUUUCACACUGUUUAAAGAGUAUUCAACCUAUAGUCAUUUUGAAGAGGUAAGAAAAGUGGCAUUACAAUCCAUUUAUAAAUUGGCUUAUCAAUUUCAAUGUUCACCUGGUACUGGUUCAAUCAAUGAUUACUUUUUGGAUUUAUUCGAUAAUGAACAAACUCUAAUGAUUAAACAUUUCAUCAUUCAAAUGAUCACUUUACCACCUACAAAUAUUGAAGAGAAAUAUUAUAUCUCCAUGUAUAAAGAUGAUCUUAGAUUAAUAGAUCGUUUAUGGAGUUAUUUAAAUUCAAAGGUUACCUCUUUCGAUAUACCAUUAAAAGUUAAAAUUCAAAAACUCUAUAGAUUAUUUUGGGGUAAAACUAUUCCUCCUGCUUUCCAAAAGAAAUUAAAAUCAAUUAAACAAACAAAUAAAAAACCAUCUGGUAGUUCAAGUAGUAAAAGAGAUGGUCAUGCUAAUAGUAGUAGACAUAGAGUUAGUAGUAGUGGUAGUAGUGGUGGUUCUGCUGGUGUUUCAAGUACAAAUAAAAAGAGAAAAGGUCCAGAUGAUUUAAAUACAGGUUUACAACAAACUCCUGAACAACCUUUAAAAAUUCAUAUCAAACUUGGUGGUGGUGGUGGUGGCGGUAGUUCUCAAGAUAUCAAUUCUCAACCAAGUUUACCAACAAACUCUUCUUCAUCAAAUCUUUAUAAUGGAAUUUCAUUACCUUCAAAUAAUACGAAUGGUAUUUCUUUACCUUCAAAUACUAUAAGAGAUUAUAAUAAUAGUAAUAAUAGUGUUAUUAGUAGUAGUAGUAGUAGUAGUGGUGGUAGUAUUAAUGUUAAUAGUAAUGCCAAUAAUAAUAAUAAUCAUCACCAUCAUUCAUCCUCAUCAGAAAUUUCAGAAUCAAAACAAGAUAUGGUUAAAAAACUUUUAGAAAAAGAUAAUGAUCCAGAUCUUAAAGAGUUCUUAGAGAUUCAAGAUAAAGAAAAGAAACAUAGAGAGAGAACUAAGAGUAGAGAUCAUCGUCAUAGUGGUAGUAGCAGUAGUAGUGGUAAUAUUAGUAGUGGAAAUACAAAUUCUGACAAUACUACCAACAACUUUGUUGAUGUUAAUAAUAACAAUAAUAAUAAUAAUAUUAUUAAUAAUAAUGAAAAAGAUAGUUCACCAUUUAAAGAUAAAGAUAGAAUUAAAGAUAAUAAUAUUAGCAAUCAAAAAGAUAACAACAACAAUAAUAUUCAAAUACCAAAUGAAUCUUCUCCACUAAAAGAUAAACAAAUAAUAUCAUCUGAUUCAGAACCAAUUCAAAAUAUUCCAAUUGUUAAUAACAAUAUUGUUAAUAAAUCUACACGUGAUAAGAUACUAGAAGAAAUCGAUUUAGAUUUAGAGAAUGAUAUAGAAUUCAAAAAAGAUCUUAGUUUAUUAGAAGGUAUUGAAAAAAUAACUGCUUCAAAGUCAUCUUCUAGAGAUCAUCAUAGAAGUAGAGAUCAUAGAGAUUCUGAUCAUCACAGAAGUAGCGAACAUAGAAAAGAUAGGGAACAUAGAGAUAGCAGUCACAGAAGUAGUGAUAAAGAGUAUAGACAUGAAAGAGAUAGAGAACAUCGUAGUAGUACUGAUAAAGAUAGUCAUAGAAGUAGUAGUAGUGCUGAAAAAGAUAGUCACAGAAGUGCUUGUAAAGAACAUAGACAUGAAAGAGAUAGAGAACAUCGUAGUAGUACUGAUAAAGAUAAUAGAAGUAGUAGUAGUAGUAGUGGUGCUAAUAAUACCAAUACCAAUAUUAAUAAUAAUAAUAAUAAUAAUACUAAUACUAAUACUAAUAAUAAUAAUAAUAAUAAUAAUAAUAAUAAUAAUAAUAAUAAUAAUAAUAAUAAUAAUAAUAAUAAUAAUAAUAAUAAUAAUAAUAAUAAUAAUAAUAAUAAUAAUAAUAAUAAUAAUAAUAAUAGUAAUACCAAUAAUAAUGCCAGUAAUAAAAUCGAAAAUAAUAAUAAUAAUAACGGAGAACAUCGUGAACAUAAAAGCAGUUCUGAAAAAGAGCAUAGAGAUCACAGAGUUAGUAGUGAAAGAGAUCAUAGAGCUAGUAUAGGUAGUAGUAAGGAACAUCGUGAUAGAGAUAGAGAACAUCGCGAUAGAGACAGAGAAAGAGAUAAAGAACAUCGUAGUAAUAGAAAUAGUAGUAACAGUGGUGAAAGAGAUCACAGAGAAAAGAAUGAUCGUAGUAGUAGUGGUGGUGGAGUUAUUAUUAAUAACAACUCUAUGGUUCCAAAUGUUAAAGAAAACUCUUCUACUUCUUCCAAAAAUAAUAUGUCUGAGAAAGAUAUUAAAAUGGUUGAAAAAGAUAGUACUAUCAAACCAAUUGUAGAUAAAGAGAAAUCAAGUGAUAGACCAGAAAAAGAAAGUAAGUCAAGUAAAAGAGGUGAUCAUGAUAGCCACCAUAGUAGUAAAUCAACAAGUGACCGUCAUAGUACUAGAGAUAGUAAUAGUGAUGGAAGUCACCAUAAAGAAAGUAAGAGGGAUCACAAGUCCUCUGAUAGAUCUGAUAAAAACUUGGGUGGAGAUUCUCAUCGUCCAGUCAGUUCAUCUUCAACCAUUAAUGCAGGUGAUACAGUUGGUGAAAGUAUGGAGGUUGAUAUUUUGGAUGAUGAUCAUCCAGCAGCCCCAACUAAUAACUCUUCAACUAAAUCUGAAAAACGUUUACCAAUUAAAAUUAAACUUCCAGUUCAACCAAAUGAUUCAUCAUCAUCAUCGUCAUCAUCAACAUCUUCAUCGUCAUCGUCAUCAUCAUCAACAUCUUCAUCAACAUCUUCAUCAACAUCUUCUUCAACAUCUUCUUCAACAUCUUCUUCAACAUCUUCUUCAUCAUUACCAAACCCAUCUUCAAAAGAAAAGAAGAGUAGUAAAUCUGGUAAAAAAAGAGAUUCAAAAUCUCAUGAACAUUCCACUGAAGAACAUAAUGUUACACCAACUCCAAAACAUACACCUCCAAAAGAACAAAAACCAGAGCAAAAACCUGAACAAAAAUCAGAACAAAAACCAGAACAAAAAAAACAAGAUACUCAAUCCACAACCGGUACUGGUAGUGCUGCACCAAAAUUAGUAAUUAAAAUUAAAUCUCCAUUUGCACUCAAACCUCAAACUCAACCAACUUCAGCAACAACAACAACAACAACAGCAACAACAAAUAAUGAUCAACCAUCAAAACUAAGUUCAACUACAACAAGUACAACACAAACAACUCAACCUUCAACUAAACCACCAACUCUAGAGAUAUCAGAAAAUAAACCAACUCCAGCCGAACCAAAGAAAUUAGUUUUAAAGAUACCACUAAAGAAAUAA
Molecule: messenger RNA, 6135 nt
Organism: Dictyostelium discoideum AX4
Lineage: Eukaryota; Evosea; Eumycetozoa; Dictyosteliales; Dictyosteliaceae
Gene: taf2
Product: transcription initiation factor TFIID subunit
Exons: 2
Coding region: 1-6135 (2044 amino acids)
Biological process (GO): transcription by RNA polymerase II
Cellular component (GO): nucleus; transcription factor TFIID complex
Molecular function (GO): zinc ion binding; metallopeptidase activity
Source: RefSeq, a predicted model, not a curated record